Molecule: messenger RNA, 291 nt
Organism: Ipomoea triloba (trilobed morning glory)
Lineage: Eukaryota; Viridiplantae; Streptophyta; Magnoliopsida; Solanales; Convolvulaceae
Product: defensin Ec-AMP-D1-like
Exons: 2
Coding region: 49-291 (80 amino acids)
Biological process (GO): defense response
Source: RefSeq, a predicted model, not a curated record
UUAAACACUUUUUUUUUUCCAUCUUCUUCAUCAUAUCCUUUGCCAAACAUGGCUUCAUCUCUCCGUUCAUUUGCAGCUGCCCUUCUCUUUGUGAUAAUGUUCAUGGCCACUGAGGUGGGAAGAAACACAAUAAUGGUGGUGGAGGCGAGGACAUGCGAGUCGCCGAGCGGGAAGUUCAAGGGGACAUGUUCUCAGGACACCAACUGCGCAACGGUUUGCAUGACGGAGGGGUUCUCCGGCGGCUCCUGCAAAGGGUUCCGCCGCCGCUGCAUUUGCACUAAGCCUUGUUAA